AUGAAGUAUCUAGUGACUGGCGGAGGAGGCUAUUUUGGCAGUAAAUUAGGCCUCUCUUUGGCUUCAGAUGGAGCUGACGUCUGUUUGUUUGACUUGAAUAUUAGCUUUGCUUGCGAAGACAGUGACAAGACGUCCAAACAAUCCGGCGCGCUAACCUCGAUGAAGGGAGACGUGUCCGUUCUUGACGACGUGCUGCAAGCCUGUAAAGACGUUGACUGUAUCAUGCACGUGGCCUCCUUUGGAAUGUCAGGGCGUGACAUGUUGAAUACGUCACAAAUUGAAGCUGUAAACAUACAAGGAACAAAGAAUAUUAUAGAAGCCUGUAGGAAAUGUGGAGUAACAAGUUUGGUGUACACAAGCACCACAAAUGUUGUCUUUUGUGGAGAACCAAUUACUAAUGGAGACGAGACACUUCCAUAUGUGCCUGAUGAGAAACAUGUUGAUCACUAUUCUAGAACUAAGUGUAUUGCCGAGCAGGCUGUUUUGCAAGCAAAUGGAUAUAAAGUUGCAGGUGGGAAAACUCUGCACACUUGUGCAAUCAGACCUGCUGGCAUAUACGGAGAAGGUGAACAACGACAUUUGCCGAGAAUAGUGAAUUACAUUGAACGAGGUUUGUUCAAGUUUACAUAUGGGUCUAACAAUCUUGUUGAGUUCGUCCAUGUUGAUAACUUGGUGCAGUCUCAUAAACUUGCUGCUUUGAAUCUGGCCUCAACUAAUCCCACUGCGGCUGGUCAACCAUAUUUUAUCUCAGAUGGUCAACCUGUAAACAACUUUGAAUUCUUUCGACCACUGGUUGAAGGGUUAGGAUACACAUACCCACGCAUGACUCUACCUGUCAAUAUAAUUUACUUCUUUGCCUUCUUUAUUGAAUUGAUACAUGGUAUUAUUGGAAGAUACAUCUAUAACUUUCAGCCUUUUCUGACAAGAGCAGAAGUUUUCAAAACUGGUGUUACACAUUACUUCAAAAUAGAUAAAGCCAAGAAGGAUCUUGGAUAUGAACCCAAAUCUCAUGACAUGUUAGGUGUAGUUCGUUUCUUCAGACAGCAAGGUCAUGGUCGUAGCUUCCAUCACAAAAAGUACACUACAAGCAAUUUGCUUCGUGAUUUAGCUCUUGCUGCCAUCGUUGUCAUUAUGCUUUUCAGUCUUUUACCUGUAGUUACUACAUAGC
This is a messenger RNA of Corticium candelabrum, 1168 nucleotides long. RefSeq names its product short-chain dehydrogenase/reductase family 42E member 1-like. Gene Ontology annotation, biological process: steroid biosynthetic process. Lineage: Eukaryota; Metazoa; Porifera; Homoscleromorpha; Homosclerophorida; Plakinidae. Bases 1 to 1167 code for a protein of 388 amino acids. The transcript is spliced from 11 exons. The record is from RefSeq and is a predicted model, not a curated record. Gene Ontology annotation, molecular function: 3-beta-hydroxy-Delta5-steroid dehydrogenase (NAD+) activity.